ACUACAGACGCAGGUUAGACAGUACUCGAUCUUCCUGUGGAAAAGACGGGGCAGCUUUGGUCUCAGAUGGGUCUGCUUGGGAACUGAUCGCGGAGGAAAAGAGAAACAUUCCUGCGAAAGUGCUUGUUAGUCUUCGCUGUUUCGUCGCGGCGGCGGUGGUAGAAUUCCUUAGUUUGAACAGACUCUGCAGGUUUAGGCCUUCUGAAUCUCAGAUGUUGACCCUGUUCUUGCUCUAGGCAGAUCAGCAAAAUGGAGCUGCGUACUCAUGUACAAUGCAGUAGGCCUAUACAGUAUGUGAAAAAUACAGCAAUCUCCUCACUGGAGAUCUGCAGAUGGGUCAGGGGCUGUGGAGGGUUGCCAGAAACCAGCAGUUGCAGCAAGAAUACAAUGAACAGGGCUACCUUCCAAGGGAGCGUGGCAGGAGAGCAGCUGCUGCCGCAGAGAACCUGAACCACCGCAGGCAAGGCCCAGGCGGCAUCGACAUCUAUCAGCUGCUGAAGGCUAGGAAAUCCAAGGAGAAGCAAGGUUUCAUUGACUUGGAAAUGCUCCCGCCUGAGCUGAGCAUUACCAUCCUAUCGUACCUGAAUGCUACUGACCUGUGUCUGGCUUCGUGCGUCUGGCAGGGUUUAGGAAAUGAUGAAUACCUCUGGCAAGGGUUGUGCAAAUCCACAUGGGGUCACUGUUCCAUAUACAAUAGGAGACAUCCUCCAGGCUUCUCCUACAGGAAGCUGUACAUGCAGUUAGAUGAAGGCAGUCUAACCUUCAAUGCUAACCCUCAUGAGGGUAUUAGCUACUUUAUAUCAAAAGGCAUAUUGAAUGACCAUCCAAAAGAAGUUGCCAAGUUCAUAUUUUACACAAGAACGCUACACUGGAAAAUGCUACGGAUAUAUCUUGAUGAAAGGAGAGAUGUCUUGGAUGAUCUUGUUACUUUGCACAAUUUCAGUAACCAGUUUUUGCCCAAUGCACUGCGGGAGUUUUUCAGACAUAUCCAUGCACCAGAGGAACGUGGCGAGUAUCUGGAGACUCUCAUCACAAAGUUUUCACACAGGUUUUGUGCAUGUAAUCCUGGGUUGGUGAGGGAGCUUGGCUUAAGUCCAGAUGCAGUCUACGUACUGUGCUACUCCUUGAUUCUGCUGUCCAUCGACCUGUCCAGCCCACAUGUGAAAAAUAAAAUGUCAAAGAGGGAGUUCAUUCGUAAUACUCGACGUGCUGCUCAGAACAUCAGUGAGGAUUUUGUCGGCCACCUCUAUGAUAAUAUUUAUCUUAUCGGCCAUGUGGCUGCUUAGUAGAACUAAUUGUUGCACUUAACUCAUGAGUAAAUAUCAAUGACUGCACAAAAAAAGAGUAAUUCUACUUUAGAAGAGGGGUUGGAUUAGUGCUGGUCAUUCUAACCUCUGUUGUAACAACAUAACUGAUUGUAUACUUUAAUAUUUCAUAUGAUUUUCACCAUCAGGUUAUGCCUCUUGAAGAUCCCACUGUGUGUAACAUUUGAGGGCUUUCCAGUGAAUCAAUUUUGAAAUUUGACUAAACUCUGAGAGUAAAAUUGUAAUAUCCGGUAAACAACCAAUUUAGAAAAUAACCUUAUUUUUAAUAUGUAGAUAAGGUUUGCCUACAGUUGCCGUAACUUAAACUAGUCCUCACAUAUGCACAUUAUGAAGUCCGUUAUCGAACAACAAAUUAAAGUUCACACAUGGUGUGGUUCCCCAGCUUGGCAUUGGUCUCUCAGGUCUUGGACUUUGCUCUUAGACACCUUUUUCAACCACCUCCUCCUGCUUUUUUAACAAUAAAUAUACUUUUUAAUUUUUCAGAUAUUACCACUGACAAAAAAAAAAAGGUGGUUUUAUGUUAAGCUUUUUCAGAGUUUAUUUUUGUUUGUUACUGACGAAAUGCAUAUACAGUAGUUACAAAAAGAACUUACCGAGCACAAGGAUCCCUGGGCAGAAUUCUGAAUGUUUUUCUUUUGUUGUAUGUAGCUUGGCAGAAUUCAUGGAUAUAAACGUCUGUGUUUAAUAUCUUGGACUAACAACAACAUUUUUACAUGGCUUUGUACUGGAUAUCCUGUUUUUACUUAAUGGCAGCUCAUAUGCUUCUUACACUUACCUUCAGUGCACUUCUAUAGCAAUUACAUAGUUUGCCAAGCAGCUUGUCAGGUGAGGUGUUGUAAAAUCAUGCUGUCCUAUUCUGAUGGGGGCAAUACAGCCUACAGUAUAUUUCUAAAGGACAAGCAGGUGGUGACUAUUUUUACCAGAUGAAGACUAGUGAUAUUCCUAGACCUGUUUUCCAGAAACAGUGUUAGGAAGUUAAAAAUCAGUGAUAACAGGGGCAUGCGAAACUGCUGGGUUUACUCAUGUGUGUUUUAACCUAGUGUUAGAACCACUGAAUAAAAAUCAAUUAAUCAACCACUCUGUGUGAUCACAGGAAAAUGUAAUUGCACUUUAACUGCUGUGUCCUUGACUUUUAUGGGAGGAACAGGCUUUUUUGUGAGUCUUAGAUUCAGUAAAAAGGCCUCUUUUUAGUAUAGAAAAGUAUUU
Lepisosteus oculatus (spotted gar) is the source of this 2531-nucleotide messenger RNA. It is a transcript of the gene fbxo8, whose product is annotated as F-box protein 8. The record is from RefSeq and is a predicted model, not a curated record. Gene Ontology annotation, biological process: regulation of ARF protein signal transduction. Lineage: Eukaryota; Metazoa; Chordata; Actinopteri; Semionotiformes; Lepisosteidae. Gene Ontology annotation, molecular function: protein binding; guanyl-nucleotide exchange factor activity.